AUUCGAUUCCUUUUCUCCUGUGAUUUUUGUUCUCGGCGUGAAAAGGUACCGUUUUGUAACGGCCGCAAUCCCGGUACCGGUCCUUUUUUCGAAACCUUGGGUAAGAUUUAUUAUGUUAAUCUCAAUCACACUAAGGCAAUGCCAGCUCACCACAAUGAUGUUGGUUCUGUUAUGUCAGAUUCGUUAUCAGAGAGAGAGUUGUCCACUAUAUUUUCUUAGUGAGCCAGUCAAGAAUUGCAUAAUCUGCUCCUCUAAUCUAAAUGAACAUGCAUUUCUCAUACCAGCACACACAUCGUCGUCUAGGGCAAGUGCAAACAGUUUUGUUUUUCAGGAUACCUGAUUUACACUGUACACAUUGCUAUCAAUGAAUCCAGUUCCUUUUCAGUCUGCACCUCCGCCACCACCACAACUUUUUCUUGAACCUAUGCAGCUUCCAAUAUUACCACCCGAACCACCAAAGUCAAGUUCCUUUUGGGAGACCAGAAAUGUCUGUGAUUGGUUCAGGGAAUUGCAAGAUACUCUAAAUCUUGCAAAGGGAAUGCAAAAGGAACUAGAGAUGUUGAAGACGAUCAAAGAGAGUAAAGGGCCUUUAGAAGAUGUAACUCAUGGCUCAAACGAAAAUCUUUUAAGUUUUAUGAAAUGUCUAAAGGACAGAGGGGUUAGUAUAGAAACCCAAGAAGCAAUGGCUGUUGAAGAAGCAAAUUCUUUAAUGUUAAAACUAAAAGCUCAGCUUGAGCCAUUCAGAUAUGUUGCGGAUGAAGCAAGUCCAUGGGAAGAGAAAUCAGCAGUGGCCAAGUUUACGAAUAAAGUGCAUAAGUCUAAACGGAAUAAACUCUGGAGGAAGAAAAAAAGGAAGCGUAUUGCAGAAAUGCUGGCAAAGGAGCACGAGCAAUUUGAUCAAAUUGACCGAGAGGCUGAUGAAUGGAGGGCUAGGGAGAUUGCCAAGGAAAUUGCAAGUAUCAAGGUAAAAAAGAUGAACGAAAUUGGAGAGCUUAAAGUCAAAGAAGAGAAGAAGAAAUUAGAGUCUGAGCUCGAGUUGCUCUUGAUGGAGGAGAAACUUAAAGAAUUACGCUCCAUAAGGAUACAAAAGUUGAAAAAACAAGGCCAUUUUCUCCCAGAGGAAGAUGAUAAAUUUUUUGAGAGAGUUCAGGCUGCAGUGGAAGAAGAGGAGCGUGAAGCUUUGGCUGCAGCUGAAACAGAUGCUGCUAAAGAUGCAAUUGCAACUGCCGAGGAAUCCAGGAAAGCCAUGCAGAACCAAGGGAAACUUUCGAAAGAAAGCAAUGAUGAAAGUCAGAUUAAGGAGAACAACGGGCAAAUAGUCCAUAGUGUAACCGAAGAGGGAUUAGAUGCAACUGAUGAGAAGAAAUCUAGUAACAUAGCAUCUGAAGGACAGAACUAUGGAGGAGCUUAUGAUCCUUUGGCCAAUUUACCGAUUGAGUUCUAUCAUUAUUAUCAUGGAAGCAACAAUGACAUGGGCACAUUGAUCGAGGUUAGAAGAGGAUGGGAUGCAUAUAUCCGACCAGGAGGAAGUCGCAUACCAGGACACUGGGUUCAGCCUCCUCCUCCAGCCAACGAGAUAUGGGCAUCUUACUUGGUGAGGUCUAAAAGAUAAGUUUGUAAAAUCAUCACCAGCAUUGCAUAAAUAUAUCAUCUGAUAUGUUUUGAAGGUUUGAACGGUUUUCCUGGCAAGCCCCGGUGUAAGCUUUUUGGCAGCAUGUUUAUAUUUCUAAUAUAGAAUUUCCAUUGUGUAAAAUUCCAGUGCUGAUCGUCAUUUUUUUAGGUUGAUAAUUAUCAUUGUUGAAUGUACUAGGAAAGAAGGAAAAUAAUUUUGGAAUGAUGUUUCUAAAUUAUAGUUUAUAAUACUUGUGAUUAUGGAUUAAAUGAAAUUUGUACAAGUCUUUUACUCUGCUCUUUAUGCAGAAAUGAUAGUGAUUUGGAUUGAAGGAUA
Molecule: messenger RNA, 1948 nt
Organism: Medicago truncatula (barrel medic)
Lineage: Eukaryota; Viridiplantae; Streptophyta; Magnoliopsida; Fabales; Fabaceae
Product: U11/U12 small nuclear ribonucleoprotein 59 kDa protein
Exons: 11
Coding region: 365-1612 (415 amino acids)
Cellular component (GO): U12-type spliceosomal complex
Source: RefSeq, a predicted model, not a curated record